UCGUGGUGUGCAUGUCUGUUCGGCGUACGCACAUAGAACUCAGCCGAAUGACAGUCCCACUUCGUUGUAUUGUUCACGCCAUCUCUGUUCUGUCGUCGUUUGCUCUCCUCCAUUUCCCGGCGGCAUCCUAGGUUCUCGGAGCGCAGAACGCUCCAUGAUGGCUACCUCUGUGAAAUCAAUGCAUAUGGUGGCGGCAGCGUCCUCCUCUGGCACCUUGCCGCAGCCGCCGCAGGCAUACGUGGUGGGCAACUCCUUCGUGAGUCAGUACUACAAUGUCCUCCACCACUCUCCACAGGUGGUUCAUCGAUUCUACACCGACGCGAGCACGUUCACUAGGGCGGACGCCGGGACGGAUGGCGCGGUUAGCACGAUGGUCGGGCAGAGGGCCAUCCACGACAAGGUGAUGGAGCAGAGGGCGAUUCUUGAAAAGGCGAUGGAACGUGAUGGUUUGGAUUGGAAGGCGGAGAUCAAGACCGUGGAUUCGCAGUACUCACUGAACGGUGGCGUAUUGGUAAUGGUGACGGGAGCCUUGGCGGACAAAGGCCAUUCGACGAGGAAUUUUGUGCAGAGCUUCUUUCUCGCUCCCCAAGAGACUGGUUAUUACGUGCUGAAUGACAUUUUUCGCUACUUGGACAAGGAGGAACAGCCGACGCCUCCGGUCUCGUUACAUUAUGCAAACGGCAUCCCUGAGACCACGCCGCCUCCUGCUGCUGCUGCUGCUGCUGCUGCCCCCGAUGUGAAGCUCAAGCCAGCGGCGGCGGCGCCUGUUCCGGCGCAUGCGGCGAAUGAGGGUAUUGUACUCGAAAGGGAGUUUGCGAUGGAAAGCGCGACCUCCGAUGUGGCUCUUCCUACGAUAGAAACCCCGGGGACGGAGGAGACUUGUGAGGUUCCUGCAGAGGAUGAAGAGGAGGAUGUUGUAAGUGAAAUGGCAGCCGAAAGUGUUCCUCCUCCACCUGCCCCGGAAGAGCACCAAAUGACCGUCCCCGCCGAAGAACCCGCUCCUCAGCAGCUGCAGGAAAUUGCAGAAACGGUUCCCAACAGCGUAGAGACUCCAUCGGAGGAAGCAUCCGGAGUAGAGAGGCCGAAGCUGUCUUACGCGGCGAUGCUCCGGCAGCGGGAUUCCGGCGGAAUGGGUGCUGCGGUUGCUGCUGCGCCGGCGGCUCCGCCAGCUGUGCAGACGAAGCCAGCGCCACCUGUAACCGAUUCGCAGGUCCAUCCGCAACCUGUCACUGCGGGACCUCCGCCUGUUGCGCAGCCGAUCGCUUCCCCGAUGAGCGACAACAUGGACGAAGGACUGAACCCGGACGCAGAAGUUGAUGGGAGGUCCGUUUUCGUGAAAAAUCUUCCUAUUAGUAUCACGACUCAGCAGUUGGAGGAGGAGCUAUCACGUUUUGGACCAGUGAAGGCGGGAGGUGUCAACAUCAAAGGCCCAAAGAACUCGGCUACUGGUAUGCAACAGGGCAGUAAUUGUUACGCCUUCGUGGAGUUCGAGGAUCAAGCAGCGGCUCAUGCAGCGAUCGAGGCCUCUCCGAUUCAAAUCAUGGGGAAACAGGUUGGGAUUGAAGAAAAGAAGCCAUUAGGCAGAGGUAGAGGCCGUGGAGGACCGGGGCGUGGAGAUCGUCCGUACAGACCGAUGCCGCGAGGGUAUCCUAGUGGUAGGGGUAGAUUGCCUAUGGAUCGUGAUGGGAGAGGUGAUCGGGAGAACAGAAACGAAGGUAACGUAAGCAGGGGAGGACGAGGUAUGCGGAGUAACAUGGGGGGCAUGGGCAUGCAGCCUGGAAUGUCAGGGGAUUCAAGACGUCUUUCAACAGAUGGGCCAGGUGGGCCAAGAAUGCCAAGGCGGAACAUGCAGCCGCAGAUGUCGAGGGGAGGAAGUGGAGUUGGAAGAGCACCUGGAGCAUCUGCACAGCCAGUGUGAAAUGUCGUGAAUGCGUAGGUGGUGUGCUGUACAGCACUCUGCUGGAGUUUUGCUGGUCAGAAUCCCGUGUUGGGCGAUGUUUGGUGGCAUGCAGAGGGUGGGCAUGGAGGAGAUUGGUCAUUGUGAACAGAACGAGUUUGUGUCUGCGAACAGGGAGGAAGGAAAGAUGGGUAUGGGGUUGAAAUGGAUGUACUGCGUUGCUGGAUAGUGUCUGUAGUUUGAUUAUGGUGUAGCAGUUUAGUACGUGCCUAUGCCUGAAUCAUGUCUCGGCUGCGGAGGUCGUAAGGGAUGCGAUUGUCGUCCUGAGGGGCAAGAUCGGCAUGCCUCAGCUCUGGUGGGGGCAGCGCUGUUCAGGAAGAGGCCUGGAUUGCACCUCCACCGAAGCAGUUUUCGAUUGCCACUGUUGCUCCGUCCAAGGCUCUGCAUGUGCUUGGUGCAGACGUUUCAUCUACUUCUGCAGGUUAUGAAAUGCGCACGCUCUCCUUGUCCUCUGGGGUGCACCUUGUCUGUCUCUUUCCUGGCCUGAGUGUCUUUCUUGAUUGCCUUCAGAAUGUCAUUUGCUGCAGUCGAGGAUUGCAUGCUGCCAUCCUCAGUCGGCUGAUGGGGUCUCGAUGGCCCUUUGUCCUCUCGACUUCUUUUACUGCCUUGCCCCCAAACACCUUGCCGCUACUCCUGCUGAUCUCUUGUCGUCCCCAUCAUUCUCAACACAUCUUCCAUGCGGAUAUACCAGAUAGCUUGAGGUUUCUUUGCAUUGCUUGGUUUGGUUGUUUAACUCUUUUGUCUCAUUUCUUGUGAGAGUUGUGGCGGUCAUUGUUUGUGGGGGUCUUACCGAUGUCCUUAGUGCCGGCUGAGGUUUGACUGUUUUUUUUUGUAGUCCUAGUCUUGGUGUCAUAACCUCUUGUGCCGUUGAUUAUGUGCUGCUCAGCACGUAGCUUUGUCUUUUGCUAGAAUGUACCAAAUAAGCUUGGGACGGGUCGAUGGUUGAUUUCCAUUGACGAUCACGCACGCAGAUUAUGUUGGCAGGUGUGAGCAUUUCACCUGGGUGAGGGGUGGAUAGCCAAUAUCCCAGUCUGAUGAUGUGUUGAUUGUCAGCAAUCAUCUACAAUUGGGUUGUUAACAAGCAAGUAUGUCUCUCAGAUCGUCUGGUGUUGGAUCUCUAUGGUCUGUCAUGCUGAUGGCAGAUGUUCUACUGGGGCUCUCCGUUUUUAAAUCUCCGCAAACCACAAGUAUCGUGCCUGGUGAUAUGUUGUCAGGUUGAUGUUGUUUUCGGUGUCUCUCGUCCAGUAUUGAUAGAUGUCCACCCCACCCCACUUGAUCUCUUCAGAUGAUCUAAUCUAUUCUUCUGCAUCAGUUGUCAUCGCAGCCCAUUGUGUCUCGUUGUUAUGGUUGGUAGGUUCUCCUUGCAUUCUGGUCUGCGUGAUGGUCUCUCGUUGUCAAAGUGCGGUCUUGCAUUUUUUGAUAUUCCAACAUCUGUAAUGCUGGGGACUCUCUCUCUCUCUCUCUUUGUGUCUGUUGCUUAUCUUGUGUGCUUUCUUGGUUACAUCUUGAUUGGUCACAUGCUAUCUCGGUCGGGUCCUGUCCUCUUUUGCCCCUCCAGUUCGGCAUUCGGUUCUAUCUCCUCUCUCCUCCCUCUCUCCUCUCUCUGCGCCCCCCUGUAUUUGUGUUCUCUCCUCUAGGCAGUGGUAAGUCGUCUGGUUACCUGUAUUUGCCAACGGAUGGUUAUCUCGAAUGGGGAGAGGUAGGUCUCAAAUGUGCCCAUUCUGAGGAAGAGGGAAAGUGGGCAGAGUUUUGUAUUGGUGCAACUUUCAGUUGUGCCAAUGAAACUUAAAAGAGUGUGUCCAGCCUGGUCUUGACUUCUGUGUUUUCUGGUAGCCUAACAGUCGCUGGUCUCAGUGAUACUUUCUUUGACUGUGGGCUUCAGAACUGUUUGGCAAAAGUCUAUUGGUUUGAUAAUUAAAUAAGUGAUUUGUUUGGUCUUGGAAUCUCAAUCUCUUUGUAACAUGGCAAUCUGGCAAGGUCGAAUUUAUGGUUGAUUGGUAUGGACGGAGGACAAUGAAGGUGAUGGUCAUUGGUGCAAUUAGGGCCAAUAGAGCUCUCUCUUUUUUCCCAGCAUCCGGCUCAUGUGUCUUUAUGGUUGGUAUGUGGUGAACUUUCAUUUCAUUUCUUUCUCCGAUCUCCUUUGUUAUGUUUGGAGCUUGAAUUCAAAUCUCGAACUCGUCUUCUUGCACCUGUCGUUGUCAAGCUUCACAGGGUAUCAGAGGGAAGUGUGGUCUGUCUGGCGCUUUGGAGGUAGUGCUCCCGGUGGGCAUGAGUUGUGGAGGCUGUGAAGUGGGCAACUGUGCCUCUGGGGCAAGGCUAGAGAAGUGGCCUUAACAAUUGUCGCGGGAAGCCGUGGAUUUCGCUGCUGGUGCAAAAUGGUUGGUUGGUCGUAGGUUGUUCGGUCUGUGUUUCUCGUGAUCCCUUCGGUGGGAUGGAUUGUCAGGGUAUGUGUAGAACUUGAUUGGUAGGUAGGUACCUGAUUUCUACCUUCCUGUGCAGGCAAUUGCUGUACACAGUUCGACAUUGGGAUUGAAGUCCAUAAGACUGCGGCAAGUGAAACAGUGAGGCCAAAUGGAAGUGUGCCAGUUCAGCAAGGCCUGUCUAAUUAUUAUUAAGAGCUUUCUAGAAAAAAAUCGAGUUCGACAAAUUUAUGGCAGCAUAGGGUGCUGGUGUCCUCUACUUGAUUUGCAUGAUAUUAUAGAAGGCAUAGUUGUUACACCCGUAUGUACUUCGCAGUGGCCUUCAGAACUGGUACAGUGACCGUGUCUUCAUAUGCACGAACAAUGUAGCUUACGCUGAAGGAGGACUGUGUUCAAACUGGCAUGUGAUCUUGUGAAAUGGUCAUGUAAUCAGGUGGAGGAGAUGGACCAAGCAAGUCCUCGAAAGCGCGACCUUUCAGUUGGUGUCCGUCUGUUGGGUGAUCUCCAAAAUGUGGUUUUGGCUUGGCAGUUGAAUCAGAGAGGAACUUGUUGAUGCGAAUCGGACACUGAUCUUUUGAAAAACUCGUCCUCGAUGAAGACAACUUUAUCCCCUGAAGGUCCUGACCUUCGUUCUUUUCAAACUUUAAAGGAAAGGAAUUGUCACAAGUCACUGGAUCUGCACAUAGAAUGUUGAAGUCACUUUAUUGCCCUGUGCUGUAGAACAUCU
Molecule: messenger RNA, 5104 nt
Organism: Chara braunii
Lineage: Eukaryota; Viridiplantae; Streptophyta; Charophyceae; Charales; Characeae
Source: the annotation of a GenBank genome assembly